ACUACAACUCCCAAGAUGCCUCCUUUCCGUCUCCAUUUCCCAGCAUCCCCUCUUCCCGGCUUGAAACAGGGUUUCCGCUCUUCCUGCUGCAGCAUGUUCCAGGUGCGGCCGCAGCUUCUUCCCACUAGAGCUGUUAUAGUGCCUGGGAACGGGUCAGGCGAUGUAGAGAAAGCCAACUGGUACAGAUGGGUGUGGGAAAGACUGGAGGAGAUACCUGGUUUCCAGUGUAUACUUCGAAAUAUGCCUGACCCAAUUACAGCUCGAGAGAGAAUCUGGCUGCCGUUCAUGGAAUCAGAACUCCAUUGCGAUGAGCAGACUAUCAUUAUUGGACAUAGUUCUGGUGCUGCUGCCGCCAUGAGGUAUGCAGAAACUCACAAGGUGUAUGCAAUUAUUUUAGUGUCUGCUUACGUUUCCGACUUGGGAGAUGAGAAUGAAAGAGAGAGCGGAUACUUUAACCGACCUUGGCAAUGGGAGAAGAUCAAGGCUAACUGUCAUCGCAUUGUGCAGUUUGCUUCCACAGACGAUCCUUUCCUUCCCUGGAGCGAGCAGCAGGCAGUGGCCAAUGAGCUCAACGCAGAGCUAUACAAGUUCACAGACAGGGGCCACUUUCAGAGCAGUGAAUUCAAUGAGCUAAUAAGUGUGAUCCAGGGAAUACUCAGCAGGGCUGCUUAAAGCAGGGCCAGUUCAUUUUGUAUUCCCUUACCUUGGGGGCAGGAGCUGCAGGCUGUAUUUCCGACUGAGCGAUUUGACAGCAAAGAUCUAGAGCAGUGGCUUUCAAACAUUUUUUCUGGGGACCCAGUUGAAGAAAAUUGUUGAUGCCUGCAACCCAACAGGGCUGGGGA
This is a messenger RNA of Mauremys reevesii (Reeves's turtle), 842 nucleotides long. It is a transcript of the gene RBBP9, whose product is annotated as RB binding protein 9, serine hydrolase. Gene Ontology annotation, molecular function: hydrolase activity. Lineage: Eukaryota; Metazoa; Chordata; Testudines; Geoemydidae. The record is from RefSeq and is a predicted model, not a curated record. The transcript is spliced from 5 exons. Bases 16 to 672 code for a protein of 218 amino acids.